AUGGCUGCUCCGCCUGGGGUGCCGCCGAUGCGGGUGCUGGAGGAGGCGCUGGGCAUUGACUUGUCGCCCACGGGCGACGCGGCAGAGGCGGUGGCCGCCGAGGGCGCCUACUACCUGGAGCAGGUGACCCUGACUGAGGCUUCUGAAGAUGAGUGUGAAUACGAGGAGAUUCCAGAUGACAAUUUCAGCAUUCCAGAAGGCGAAGAAGAUCUGGCAAAAGCAAUUCACAUAGUUCAAGAGCAGGCUACAGACGUUCAGAUUCUGGAGCAGAAAACUGUUCUUCCUUCAAGGCAUGUAGUACACGAAGCCAUAGAAGACUUUCUCUGUAAUUUCCUGAUCAAAAUGGAAAUGACCAGAACUCUGGACUGCUUUCAGGCCGAAUGGUAUGAGUUAAUACAGAAGGGAGAAACUGACCUCAGAGCCCUUGGGAAUGUUCCAGACGUCUACAGCCAGGUGAUGUUUUUAGAGAGUGAGAACAAAAACCUGAAGAAAGAUUUGAAACGUGUCAAACAGGCAGCUGAAAGGGCCAGAGAGGAUCUGCUGAAAACACAGAAGGAACGGGACUUCCAUCGCAUGCACCAUAAGCGUAUAGUGCAAGAGAAGAACAAGCUGAUCGCAGACCUGAAAGGGCUGAAAUUACAUUAUGCAUCUUAUGAACCAACUAUUAGGGUGUUACAUGAGAAGCACCAUGCGUUACUGAAGGAGAAAAUGCUGACCUCCUUGGAAAGAGAUCGAGCUGUUGGGAAGAUUUCUGGGCUUCAAGCAACACUGAAGAACAUAGACAUCAGACAUAUUCAGGUUCCUGUAAUCAAAGGUAACCAUGAGAUUGCUUCUGUCUCAGGAGAUCUGGGAGACAGAGUUGGUCACACUUGUGAGAAAGAAAACAAGUCCGAAGGCCCUACUCAGAAAUGCCUUCGUGAAGCCAGGGAAGAAAAUGGGCAUAAAACAAAGAUGAAGAAUGGUAAAAAGGAUUCAGAAUUUCCCACAGAUAUGCAACCAGAUCCAAACUUGAGUGCCUGCAAAGAAAACCUUUGUCCAGCAAAAUUUGACUACAAGUUAAACAACAUUUUUAGACUUCAUGAACUCCCAGUGAGCUGCAUCGUCACGCACCCCUGCAAGGACAUUCUGGUCUCCUGCAGUGAGGAUCGCCUCUGGAAGAUGGUGGGCCUCCCAAAGGGCAAUGUACUUCUUACAGGAUCUGGCCACACUGACUGGCUGUCAGCCUGCUGCUUUCAUCCCAGUGGCAACAAGUUGGCUACUUCAAGUGGUGAUUCCACAGUUAAAUUAUGGGACCUUUCAAAAGGCGAAUGCAUGCUGACCUUCGAAGGACACAACCACGCAGUAUGGUCCUGCACAUGGCACUCUAGUGGUGACUUUGUGGCCUCUGCCUCACUGGAUAUGACGAGUAAAAUCUGGGAUGUCAAUAGUGAACGGUGCAGAUAUACAUUAUAUGGACACACCGAUUCUGUGAACAGCAUUGAGUUUUUCCCCUUCUCCAACACUCUUCUCACUGCUUCUGCAGACAAGACCUUGUCUGUGUGGGAUGCACGUACAGGUAAAUGUGAGCAGUCUCUGUAUGGUCACAUGCAUUCCAUCAAUGAUGCUACCUUCACAUCUAGGGGUCACAUAAUAGCAUCCUGUGAUGCCCGUGGAGUUACGAAGCUGUGGGACUUCCGGAAGCUCAUUCCAAUUGUGUCCAUUGAUGUGGGUCCAAGUCCUGGCAAUGAGGUGAACUUUGACUCAACAGGUCGAGUUUUAGCUCAGGCGAGUGCCAACGGAGUAAUCCAUUUACUGGAUCUUAAAUCUGGACAAAUUCACAAACUGGUGGGCCACGAGAGUGAGGUCCACACUGUGGUGUUUUCCCGUGAUGGGGAGAAUCUGUAUUCUGGAGGUUCUGACGGCACCGUUCGAUUGUGGUUCUGA
Molecule: messenger RNA, 1923 nt
Organism: Chionomys nivalis (European snow vole)
Lineage: Eukaryota; Metazoa; Chordata; Mammalia; Rodentia; Cricetidae
Gene: Spag16
Product: sperm associated antigen 16
Exons: 17
Coding region: 1-1923 (640 amino acids)
Biological process (GO): axoneme assembly
Cellular component (GO): axonemal central apparatus
Molecular function (GO): protein binding
Source: RefSeq, a predicted model, not a curated record